Cavia porcellus (domestic guinea pig) is the source of this 5647-nucleotide messenger RNA. It is a transcript of the gene Esrrg, whose product is annotated as estrogen related receptor gamma. Gene Ontology annotation, biological process: retinoic acid receptor signaling pathway; regulation of transcription by RNA polymerase II; nuclear receptor-mediated steroid hormone signaling pathway. Lineage: Eukaryota; Metazoa; Chordata; Mammalia; Rodentia; Caviidae. Gene Ontology annotation, molecular function: zinc ion binding; estrogen response element binding; nuclear steroid receptor activity. The record is from RefSeq and is a predicted model, not a curated record. Bases 632 to 1939 code for a protein of 435 amino acids. The transcript is spliced from 10 exons. Gene Ontology annotation, cellular component: chromatin; nucleus.
GUUGAUUCCGUCGAAAAGUUUGCUAUUUAUAGGUCACACGCGGCCGCCGGGCGAAGGGAGAGCGGCCUGUCUCAGUGGCGUCCCGUGAUCGUUUUGUUUUGUUUCUGCCCUCGCGCGCGAGAAGACAGGGGGAGCCCCGAAACCAGCCCUCGCCGGAGCGGGAAGAGCGCCGCGCGCCGAGACCCCGGCUGCGAACACAGAUCAGCUGCUACCGGGUGUCCACAACCAGGGAGCUGAUCCCCAGCACGCUGUGAGCUGCCUUUUUAACCCUGAGACUUUUCAAAGCUGUGCAUGCAGGAAGUUUCCUUCCCGGGUGUCUGCCUGAGCACUGAGCUUUGGUCUUCAGAUCCGAGCCCGGCUGCCUGCUGCACACUGGAGCGGCUUCCUCGAGACGUUUGUCCUUGAAACUGCACCAAACUCUUGGAAGAGCCCAGAACGCAGCGGACAACUGACCGGUUCAUCAGUGAACAAUAGUCAGCUAUGAAGAUGUAAGGGAAAAGUCCUCGGCUAACAUUGUCGCAGCUUGAAAGCUCCCAGACACCAGGAGACGUGUGAAUUGGCUGCAUUAAAGCUGUGGAUAACAGUUAGCAUAACAGCUUCAUCGCAGGUACGGAGCAGGCUUCUCUGCAGAAUGUCCAACAAAGACCGGCACAUUGACUCCAGCUGCUCGUCCUUCAUCAAGACGGAACCCUCCAGCCCGGCCUCCCUGACGGACAGUGUCAACCACCACAGCCCGGGCGGCUCCUCGGACGCCAGCGGGAGCUACAGCUCCACCAUGAACGGCCACCAGAACGGGCUGGACUCGCCGCCCCUCUACCCGGCCGCACCGCUGCUGGGUGGCAGCGGGCCAGUGCGGAAGCUCUAUGACGACUGCUCGAGCACCAUCGUGGAGGACCCGCAGACCAAGUGCGAGUACAUGCUCAACUCCAUGCCCAAGCGGCUGUGCCUGGUGUGCGGGGACAUCGCGUCCGGCUACCACUACGGCGUGGCCUCCUGCGAGGCCUGCAAGGCCUUCUUCAAGAGGACGAUCCAAGGUAACAUAGAAUACAGCUGCCCGGCCACAAACGAGUGCGAAAUCACGAAGCGCAGACGUAAAUCCUGCCAGGCUUGCCGCUUCAUGAAGUGUCUGAAAGUGGGUAUGCUGAAGGAAGGGGUGCGUCUGGACAGAGUCCGUGGCGGUCGGCAGAAGUACAAGCGCAGAAUAGAUGCAGAGAACAGCCCGUACCUGAACCCCCAGCUGGUCCAGCCAGCCAAAAAGCCAUAUAACAAGAUUGUCUCCCAUUUGUUGGUGGCCGAACCUGAGAAGAUCUAUGCCAUGCCUGAUCCUACUGUCCCAGACAGCGAUAUCAAAGCCCUCACCACACUGUGUGACUUGGCCGACCGGGAACUGGUGGUCAUCAUAGGAUGGGCGAAGCAUAUCCCAGGCUUCUCCACGCUGUCUCUGGCCGACCAGAUGAGCCUCCUGCAAAGUGCUUGGAUGGAAAUUUUGAUCCUUGGCGUCGUAUACCGAUCGCUUUCGUUUGAGGAUGAACUUGUCUAUGCAGACGAUUAUAUAAUGGACGAAGACCAGUCCAAAUUAGCAGGGCUUCUUGACCUAAAUAAUGCUAUCCUGCAGCUGGUAAAGAAAUACAAGAGCAUGAAGCUGGAGAAAGAAGAAUUUGUCACCCUCAAAGCGAUAGCUCUCGCUAAUUCAGACUCCAUGCACAUAGAGGACGUGGAGGCCGUGCAGAAGCUGCAGGACGUGCUACAUGAGGCACUGCAGGAUUACGAGGCGGGCCAGCACAUGGAAGACCCGCGCCGGGCCGGCAAGAUGCUCAUGACGCUGCCGCUGCUCAGGCAGACCUCCACCAAGGCCGUGCAGCACUUCUAUAACAUCAAACUGGAAGGCAAGGUCCCCAUGCACAAACUGUUUCUGGAAAUGCUGGAGGCCAAGGUCUGACUAACAGCUUCCUGGGCCCGCUCCCCACUGUGCACGCUGAAAAAGGGAAAACAAACCAAGAGUGAUGGCGAAGAAACUUAGAAUUUAGUUACGAACAUCGACUGUCAACCAAGACUGCACUGAUUCUUUAGCAGCAGCGAGACUGCGAAGCAGCUUUCGGAUCCCUUUGUGUUCCUGAUGAAUUUCUGUCUGCUUUAUCACUCCUCUCCCUUCCUGCUUUCCUUCUGAUUCCCUGUCUUGUAUUUCAGUUUUGUUUUCUUUCUUUCCUCUCUUGUCCCCCUUCCUCAUUGGUUGGCUUCCUUAAUACUGGCUUCUGGUUGUCUCAUUUCCUUUCUUCCUUUUUGUUCACUUCUUCCCUUUCCUCCCCUUUUACUCUAAAAUUUAAGUAACUCUAAAUUGUAAGAAAAUUUCCUCCCUUCCACCUCUCCUCUCCCUGUCUUCCCUUCCAUUCUUUUUUUCUCUGUUUCCUUUCCCUUUCCUCUUUCGAUUUCUUUCUCUUUUUCCCUUUCCUUUCCUUUCCCUUCCCUUCUGUCCUUUCUUCUGCUGCGGAACUUUUAAAAGAGGUCUCUAAGUGAAGCGAUGUGGAAGCCAGCCCUGCCAAAGGAUAGAGAUCCACAGUAUGGAUACCAGUGAACUUACUGCGAACCCUACCGUCCCCAGUGACUGAGGAAUCAAAGAGAGAAGCGACGUACCUACAAGUACAGAGCGACACAAGCGAAUUGACUGAGUGCAGUAUUAGGUUUCAUGGGAGCAGCCUCUAAUUAGACAACUUAAGCAACGUUGAUCGGCUGUUUCUUAUCUAUCAUUGCUUUUCCAUCUAGAUCAGUUACAGCCAUUUGAUUCCUUGUUUUUUCAAGUCUUCCAGGUAUUUGUUAGUUUAGCUACUAUGUAACUUUUUCAGGGAAUAGUUUAAGCUUUAUUCAUUCAUGCAAUACUAAAGAAAAAUAAGAAUACUGCAAUUUUGUGCUGGCUUUGAACAAUUAUGAACAAUAAUGAAGGACAAAUGAAUCCUGAAGGAAGAUUUUUAAAAAAAAAUGUUUUGUUUCUUCUUACAAAUGGAGAUUUUUUUGUACCAGCUUUACCACUUUUCAGCCAUUUAUUAAUACGAGAAUUUAACUUACUCAAGCAAUAGUUGAAGGGAAGGUGCAUAUUAUAACGGAUGCAAUUUAUGUUGUGUGCCAGUCUGGUCCUAAACAUCGAUUUCUUAACAUGAGCUCCAGUUUACGUACAUCACUGACACCGAGGAUUAGAUUACACCUGCAGUGGCUCGGGGCGGUCGCCGACCUCUGCCCUGCAGGAGGGGUGCCAAGUAGUGGUCCAGCGUGCACCUCUGCCCGAGGGGCGGCCACCCUAUGCCUUCUAGCUGCCCUGGUGGUAGGAAGGAGACGCUGCCCGUCCGCAGGGCUCCGGACCUUGUCUCAGAAGGAGCUGUGAGCCAGUAUUCAUUAAGAGGCAAUAAGGCAAAUGCCAGAAAUUACACAAAAAAAAAAUCAUGAAAGACAGCAGAUGCCUGACCAAAUUCUAAAACCUGAUCCGUAGGCGUUCAUUCAUUUAGGAAUGUUUGUUUCAAUUAAUCCGCAGUUUUUACCAAGAGCUAAGCCACCAUGUGCGCUUUUCCAAGCAGUAUUGUCACAGCAUGAGAGUCAGUCAGGGUCCAGACUGUUAGAGGUGUAAUCUAAUGGAGAAAUCAGUUAGAUACCCCCGAAAUCUACAGUCGCCAAAUAACCAAUAAACAGUAACCUCCAUCCAACGCUAUACCAAUGGACCAGUGUUAGUAGCUGCUCCCUGUACUGUGUGAACAGUCGUUAUUUCUAUGUACACAGAUGUAAUUAAAAUUGUAAUCCUAACAAACAAAAGAAAUGUAGUUCAGCUCUUCAAUGUUUCAUGUUUGCUGUGCUUUUCUGAAGUUUAUGUUGCAUUCAAAGACUGUCGUCUUGUUCUUGUGGUGUUUGGAUUCUUGUGGUGUGUGCUUUUAGACACAGGGUAGAAUUAGAGACAAUAUUGGAUGUACAAUUCCUCAGGAGACUACAGUAGUGUAUUCUAUUCCUUACCGGUAAUAAGGUUCUUCCUAAUAAUAAUUAAGACAUUGAGACUCAUUAUGAACAGAUACACAUCAAAGUCAUAAUAAUAUUUUCAAAACAAGGAAUAAUUUCUUUAAUGGUUUAUUAUAGAAUACCAAUGUAUAGCUUAGAAAUAAAAUUUUGAAUAUUUCAAGAAUAUAGAUAAGUCUAAUUUUUAAAUGCUGUACAUACGGCUUUCACUCAGUCAUCUCUCAGAUGUUGUUAUUAACUCGCUCUGUGUUGUUGCAAAACUUUUUGGUGCGGACUCUGUUUCCAAAACUAUUGCUACUUUGUGUGCUUUAAACAAAAUACCUUGGGCUGGAGUUUCAGCCCAGUGCUAGGAAUACUGUGUAUCUAUCAUUAGCUAAAUGGGACUAUAUUGUAGAUUGUGGUUUCUCAGUAGGGAAGUGACUGUAGUGUGAUUCUAGAUAAAUCAUCAUUAGCAAUUCAUUCAGAUGGUCAAUAACUUGAAAUUUAUAGCUGUGAUAGGAGUUCAGAAAUUGGCACAUCCCUUUAAAAAUAACAACCGAAAAUACAACUCCUGGGAAAAAAUAAAAGGUGCUGAUUCUAUAAGAUUAUUUAUAUAUGUAAGUGUUUAAAAAAGGUUAUUUUCCAGAAAGUUUGUGCAGGGUUUAAGUUGCUACUAUUCAGCUACACUAUAUAUAAGCAAAAUAUCUACACUGUAUACAUCAUCUUCACUGUAUCACAUUAAAGUAUGUGGUACUUUAAGCACUAAGAGGGAAACAACCACAAACGCCAGAUGGAGACCUGUUAAAAGAAUGAGAUGCAAAACUUUUAGUUUUCAGUUUAAGCGAUGUCAACAUUGCAAAGGAACAAGUAUCUUACAAAUAGGAAAGGAAAAAAAUAAGCUUAAAAGGUAGAUCUAACGGAACUGCACAGGCUUCAGGGUAAAUACCCAUCUUAAACCUCAUCCGAGGCAAGUUUUUUUCAGGUUUCAAGCAAGACCAUUGACUUAAAUGUGAAGUUUUGGACACUGAUAACGAUGUAUGUGGUAACCAUAUGAUUUCUUUUUAUUUUGCUUCUUUUAGGUUCUUAUUUAAAGCAGUAUGAUUGUGUGACCCCUCGUAGUUACACCUGUGUUUCAAUCAGAUCAGAUUGUUGUAUUUAUUCCACUAUUUUGCAUUUAAAUGAUAACAUAAAAGAUAUAAAAAAUUUAAAACUGCUAUUUUUCUUAUAGAAGAGGAAAUGGGUGUUAGUGAUUGUAUUUUAAUUAUUUAAGCAUCUCUGUUUACCUGCCUAGGAAAACAUUUUAUGGCAGUCUUAUGUGCAAAGAUCGUAAAAGGACAAAAAAAAAAAAAUUUAAACUGCUUAUAAUCCAGGAGUUGCAUUAUAGCCAGUAGUAAAAAAUAAUAACAAUAAUAUUAAUAAUAAUAAUGAUAAAACCAUGUCUAUAGCUGUAGAUGGCUUCACAUCUGUAAAGCAAUCAAUUGUAUAUUUUUGUGAUGUGUACCAUACUGUGUGUUCCAGCAAACGUCUGUUUGUGUAAAUGUAUUUAUUUUAUAUUGUAUAUAUUGUUAAAUGCAAAAGGAGAUAUGAUUCUGUAACUCCAAUUGGUUCAGAUGUGUAACUCAAAUUAUUCUGCCUUUCAGGGUGAUGGUCGAGCAAUAUUAAACGAGCUUCCACUUUU